Periophthalmus magnuspinnatus is the source of this 1363-nucleotide messenger RNA. RefSeq names its product phospholipase A2, group XIIB (gene pla2g12b). Gene Ontology annotation, cellular component: extracellular region. Bases 212 to 1198 code for a protein of 328 amino acids. The transcript has 4 exons. Lineage: Eukaryota; Metazoa; Chordata; Actinopteri; Gobiiformes; Gobiidae. The record is from RefSeq and is a predicted model, not a curated record. Gene Ontology annotation, molecular function: calcium ion binding; A2-type glycerophospholipase activity. Gene Ontology annotation, biological process: cholesterol homeostasis; triglyceride homeostasis; phospholipid metabolic process.
CUCAGUGAGUACUGCUAGAAUGUUGUUGUGGUUCACUGUCUGGCUUCUUUCACACAGCUCACUACUUCGAAGCUUGUGAGGGCUACUGUGUGACUUCCUUUCACACAGUUCAAUACUUCAAAGCUUGUGAAAGCAACUGUCUGACUUUCUUUCACACAGCUCACUACUUCGAAGCUUGUGAGGGUUACUUGGCCUGUCAACAUCUGGCAACAUGCUUCUCCGGACCUUGCUGUUGUUCCUCUGUGUAUCCUCAGGUCUAUGUGCCACUUUAAGCCUUUUUCACAUGCAAGCCAAAGAUGAAGAUACACAAGACCCAACUGCUGCUUUGGACAAUCCUGUUUUGGACAAUAUAGUAGACACUGUGGAUGGAAACAUGCAAGAAAAUGAAACAACUGCAGAUGAGAUAACCAACGAUGCAUCUCCACCUGAAGAAGAGAAAGGUCUACUUGAAAAAUUAAUGGAGAAUGAUAAACAGCCAGAAGUGGAAAAAGAGGUACAAGAAGAAGUACAAGAAGAAGUUAAUGCUGCUAUAGAAGACGUGGCUCCAACUGAGGAGGUAGUGACUGAUAGUGACAACAAAACUGAAGACAUUAUAGAAGCCAAUGUAGUUGAUGAUACAAUUCCAGACCCACUUCCUCAAGAGGAGGACAAUGAAAUUAAGCCUAUUCAGAUAGAAGAAGUCCCCAAAAAGCCAGAAGAACAGAGCAGCAGAUGGAGCUUCAACUCAAUCAGGAACAGUUUCCAAAAUAUGAAUGGGUAUUUUGACUCUCUGGUGGAGCUUGUAGGAGGGAGAAAUGGAGUUUGUCAGUACCGCUGCAGAUAUGGAGAAGUCCCUGCCCCCCGUCCCGGAUACCAGCUCCCCGAGCCCAACGGUUGCAGCUCGUCCCUGGUGGGAUUCCAGGUGAAUGCUGCUCUGGACUUGGGGAUCCCUGCCAUGACUCAGUGCUGUAACCAACUGGACUCCUGCUACGACACGUGUGGCACCAGCAAGUACGACUGCGACUCCAACUUCCGCUCCUGUCUCCAUGGCAUCUGCUCUGACCUCAAGAAGAGUCUCGGGCUGGGCACACAAUAUCAAACCUGUGAAUCAAUGGCAGAUGGACUAUUCAACACAGUUUGGACUCUCGGUUGCAGGCCCUACAUGAACAGCCAGAGGGCGGCGUGUAUCUGCGAAGAAGAGGAGAAAGAUGAACUGUGACCAACUGAAAGCACAUAGCAGACUUUGAGGUAUAAUGUAGCAGUAGUUCCUUCACUGGUUCAAAGUGUGGGAACUGAAAUGGACACAAAACAAAGAUACACAUUUGUAAAUUUGUAUAAUUUUUAUUUAUGCAGGGUCUUGAGUGUGGUUAUGAAUAUUAACUGG